Molecule: messenger RNA, 6192 nt
Organism: Oncorhynchus masou masou (cherry salmon)
Lineage: Eukaryota; Metazoa; Chordata; Actinopteri; Salmoniformes; Salmonidae
Product: xylosyl- and glucuronyltransferase LARGE2s
Exons: 14
Coding region: 338-2593 (751 amino acids)
Biological process (GO): protein O-linked glycosylation via mannose
Cellular component (GO): Golgi apparatus
Molecular function (GO): glucuronosyltransferase activity; xylosyltransferase activity
Source: RefSeq, a predicted model, not a curated record
AAGCGUGGCUGUCCACAACAACGUGGACUUGCAGCUACACGCUUUGGUAGACACUUGACACACAGAGAGGAAACGAUUGGAGCUUUACACAAACACGCCGGUCGAAAGAAUGUGCAAAGGUCACAGCGGCUUUUCCCUAUCGACUGUGUGGGUCUGUGUUUGUCCACUCGGUGUGUAUGCCGGCGUUGUUUUCACCGUCAGCUGUCAAUGUUCUUGUCAGACCUACAAGCACGUCUCACAGAUGGAAAGAUGAGAGGAUGCAGCAGGAAGCGGAUGUGAGACUGAGCCCCACCUGAGCCCUCAUCCCCUGCCCCCGCACCCACCCGGCCAUCCCAUCAUGCACAUGCCGUUUCGAGGUCGUCUGAAGCUGCUGGUGGCAUCUCUGACCGCCGUCAUCCUGCUCACCUGGCUCUACCUGCUGGCUGGGAACCUGGAGAAUGGCCGUUCUCUCCUCCUGUCCCCCUGUUUGUCAGAGACCCCCGAGGCACGGGUUCUAGAGCGGGCGGUUCUAGAGUCGCGGGUGCGCGAGAUAGAGGAGGAGAACCGGCAGAUCCGCCUGCAGCUCAGCCAAUUGCAGGGCACGGCCGGCCAGCCCGCCGACGGUGGUAACUAUGGCAACGCGGCGUGGGGGGCGUCAGCUGACACUGGGCCCGAGGAUGUGGAGAACACGGCGGAGGAGAGAGCCAAUCACACAGAGUGUCCCCGUUCGCCCACCGUACUGAAGUGUGAGCUGAUCCAUGUAGCGUGCGUGUGUGCCGGUCACAACGCCAGCAGAGAUGUGGUCACCCUGGUCAAGUCCAUCCUGUUCCACAGGAAAAACCCUCUCCAUUUCCACUUCAUCACAGACGCAGUAGCCAAUCAGAUCCUGAGUUCUCUGUUCCAGUCCUGGAUGGUUCCGUCUGUACAAGUUAGCUUCUACGACGCAGAUGAACUCAAGUCUGAGGUGUCAUGGAUACCUAACAAGCACUACUCAGGUAUCUACGGCCUGAUGAAGCUGACCCUAACCAAAGCGCUGCCCUCUGACCUCACAAAGGUCAUAGUCUUGGAUACGGACAUCACCUUCGCCACCGACAUCGCUGAGCUCUGGGCCAUCUUCAGGAAGUUCACUGACAAGCAGGUGAUAGGUCUGGUGGAGAACCAGAGUGACUGGUACCUGGGGAACCUGUGGAAGAACCAUAAACCCUGGCCCGCCCUGGGACGAGGCUUCAACACUGGGGUCAUCCUGCUCUACCUGGAGAGGCUGCGACGGAUUGGCUGGGAGCAGAUGUGGAGGCUGACCGCCGAGAGAGAGCUAAUGAGCAUGCUCAGUACCUCUCUGGCUGACCAGGACAUCUUUAAUGCGUUCAUUAAGCAGAACCCAGUCCUAGUGCAUCAGCUGCCCUGCUUCUGGAACGUUCAGCUGUCUGACCACACACGCUCCGAACAGUGCUACACAGAGGUGUCUGACCUCAAGGUGAUCCACUGGAACUCUCCUAAGAAACUUCGUGUGAAGAACAAGCAUGUGGAGUUCUUCAGGAACCUCUACCUAACCUUCCUAGAGUACGAUGGGAACCUACUGAGACGAGAGCUGUUUGGCUGCCCCAGCCAUGCCACCUCAGAGAGUGUACAAUUACAAGGAGCUCUGGAGGAGCUGGAUGAAGACGACCAGUGUUAUGACUUCCGGCGGGAGCGAAUCACAGUACACCGCGUGCACCUCUACUUUCUGCAGUACGAGUACACUCCCACCGGGGACGACACGGACGUCACACUGGUCGCACAGCUCUCCAUGGACAGGUUACAGAUGCUGGAGGCCAUAUGUAAGCACUGGGAAGGCCCUAUCAGCCUGGCUUUGUACAUGUCAGACGCCGAGGCCCAACAGUUCCUGCGUUACGCCCAGGCCUCCGAGGUGCUGAAGAACCGUAAGAACGUGGGAUACCAUAUCGUUUACAAGGAGGGACAGUUCUACCCUGUCAACCUGGUGAGAAAUGUGGCCCUGAGGAACGCCAACACACCCUAUGUGUUCCUGGCAGACGUGGACUUCCUGCCCAUGUACGGACUCUAUGAUUACCUCAGAAAGUCAGUGGUCCAGUUAGACAUGGACAACACUAAGAAGGCUCUGGUGGUACCGGCCUUUGAGACGCUGCGCUACCGCCUCUCCUUUCCCAAAUCCAAAGCCGAGCUGCUCUCCAUGCUGGACAUGGGGACCCUCUACACCUUCAGGUAUCACGUUUGGACCAAGGGCCAUGCUCCUACCAACUACGCCAAGUGGCGGACAGCCACCACGCCCUAUAAGGUGGAGUGGGAGGCAGAUUUUGAGCCCUAUGUGGUGGUGAAGCGGGACUGCCCUGAGUAUGACCAGCGCUUUGUGGGCUUUGGCUGGAACAAGGUCUCCCAUAUCAUGGAGCUGGAUGCACAGGAGUACGACCUGAUGGUUCUGCCCAAUGCGUUCAUGAUCCACAUGCCACACGCACCCAGCUUCGACAUCUCCAAGUUUCGCUCCAGCCCGGGCUACCGCUACUGCCUGCAGACCCUGAAAGAAGAGUUCCACCAAGACCUGUCCCGGAAGUACGGCGCAGCUGCCCUCAAGUACCUCACUGCUCAGAGGAACAUCUAAACCAGGACUCCCAAGGGCCACUGGGCUCCAUAUCUAGGGCCCCAACGGCCCCACUCGCCCCCAUGCUCUUCCCUGGCAAGUCUGAAGGGGUUUGGAAAUAUUGGCAACUAUCCUCCAAUAUCUCGACUAAUCUUGGAUAUCAAGAUGGAGCUUUAAAGUCUUGUAGAAAUUUCUGGAGAUGUGUUAAACUUUCUGGGGUGGUUUGGGCUGGGAUGACCCACCCAACUAUGCUAGAAUGGAUUAUGGCCCAAACUGGAAUAAAAAAAUGAACCAAACAGAACAGACAUGACAGUUGUCGCAAGAUGUUGGGAUCCCAGUGGAAGACGUUCCUCUGAGAGGGAUGAGUGGUUGACUGCUUUAAGCCAGGGAGUAAGUGACGAUUAUCAUGAUUUGUUCUGACAAUCAGGGCCUUUUCUGAGGAAAAUACAUUUCAAACCAAUACGACCACAUGGGAUAUCUGUACCUGGAACUCAAUGACAGGACAUUUGGGAAACACAGAACUGAAAGAAAGGGAAGUUGCAUCUUCCCUGGUCUCUUCAAGGGGACGAAUCGGAAUCACUUUCGGAGUGACCAAACGAACUGGAUAAACGUUUAAGCCUUAUAAUUUUCCAUUAUAUUUAAUAAGAUAUUUAAUGAUAUCAGUAUUUUUCUCAAUGUAAAUGAUUAGCAAUUAAUAACAAACAAAUAUGGCAUAUAUAUGUUUUGAUUAUGAUGUUGCAUAAUAAUUACAUUCUAUUUCCUUUCUCUAUUUUUGGGCCCCCCAUGAAAGGAAAGAGUAUGUCUUUGUUUGAAAGCCUCUGAAGGGUUGAGCGGGGAGAAUAGCCAGGCAUCAUGGUUAAACUGGACAUUGUGUAUGUGUGUGCACUCACUGACUAAAUGAGCUGCUCACUAAGUCACCAUGCUAUGUCAUAUUACAUUCGUACCUCUCAAUGUCAUAUACUUUUCUCUUUCCUCUACAUCAUACUAAUAUCAUCAUGCAUCUAAAUAAUAUAUGCAUACUGUAUCAGUCAAAAGUUUGGCCACACAUACUCAUUCAAGGGCUUUUCUUUAUUUUGACUAUAUUUUACAUAGUAGAAAAAUAUUGAAGACGUUAAAACUAUGAACCAGCACAUAUGGAAACAUGUAGUAACCAAAAAAGUGUUAAACAAAUCAAAAUAUAUUUGAUAUUUCAGAUUCUUCAAAGUAGCCACCCUUUGCCUUGAUGACAGCUUUGCACACUCUUGGCAUUCUCUCAACCAGCUUCAUGAGGUAGUCACCUGGAAUGCAUGGAGGAUGGGGAAUAAUUUAGGUGUACCUAAUUUGUGGAAUUAAUUUUCUUCUUAAUGCGUUUGAGCCAAUCAGUUGUGACAAGGUUGGGGUGGUAUACAGAAGAUAGCCCUAUCUGGUAAAAGAAAAAGUCCAUAUUAUGGAAAGAACAGCUUAAAUAAGCAAAGAGAAACAACAGUCCACCAUUACUUUAAGAUAUGAAGAUCAGUCAAUCGAGAAUAUGUCAAGAGAUUUGAAAGUUUCUUCAAGUGCAGUCACAACAAACAUCAAGCGCUAUGAUGAAAUGGCACUCAUGAGGACCGCCACAGGAAAGGAAGACUCAGAGUUACCUCUGCUGCAGAGGAUAAGUUCAUUAGAGUUAACAGCCUCAGAAAUUGCAGCCCAAAUAAAUGCUUCACAGAGUUCAAGUAAUAAGACAGAUCUCAACAUCAACUGUUCAGAGGAGACUGUGAAUCAGGCCUUCAUGGUUGAAUUUCUGCAAAAAAAACAUUACCAAAGGACACCAAUUAGAACAUGAGACUAACUUAGACCAAGAAACACGAGCAAAGGACAUUAGACGGGUGGAAAUCUGUCCUUUGUUUUUUUUGUUUUUUCAACGAUGUGUCUUUCAGAAACAGAGUAGGUGAAUGGAUGAUCUCUGCAUAUGUGGUUCCCAUCGUGAAGCAUGGAGGAGGAGGUGUGAGGGUGCUUUGCUGGUGACACUGUCGGUGAUUUAUUUAGAAUUCAAGGCACAUUUAACCAGCAUGGCUACCACAGCAUUUUAUAGUGAUACGCCAUCCCAUCUGGUUUGCGCUUUCAUUUGUUUUGCAAUAGGACAAUGACCCAACACACCUCCAGGCUGUGCAAGGGCUAUUUGACCAAGAAGAAGAGUGAUGGAGUGCUGCAUCAGAUGACCUGGCCUCCACAAUCACCUGACCUCAACCCAAUUGAGAUGGUAUGGGAUGAGUUGGACUGCAGAGUGAAGGAAAAGCAGCCAACAAGUGCUCAGCAUAUGUGGGAACUCCUUCAAGACUUUUGGAAAAGCAUUCCAUGUGAAGCCGGUUGAGAGAAUGCCAAGUGUGCAAAGCUGUCAUCAAGCCGAAGGGUGCCAACUUUGAAGAAUCUAAAAUCUAUUUUGAUUUGCUUAACAAAUGAUAUGCUUUUUUUGUUGUUUACUUCAUCAUCUCAUGUGUGUUAUUUCAUCGUUUUGAUGUCUUCACUAUCAUUCUACAAUGUAGAAAAUAGUCAAAUAAAGAAAAACCCUUGAAUGAGUAGGUGUGUCCAAUCUUUUGACUGGUACCGCAUAGGUGUUAAUAUUAAGAUUCUUGUUUUUCCUUCUGCAUAUAUUUAUCCCCUCUAAGCCAAAUAUGCACCCAACUUCAGUCAAAAAUACAAGUCACCACUGAUUGGGACCAUCGCAAACAGACCCCAAAAAAUCAAAAUAGCAACAACAAAAAAGCAUCUCGCCAGGAAUGCAAUGGCUGAAAAUAAACAGCCUGUUGUUGAAUUGUUAACAAUCACUACAAAAAUGCCAUGAACGAUUGGAGCAUUACCAGUGCCAUGUCGAGAUGAGUAACACACUGUAUGCUAUGUGCCAUCUACUGUAACAAACCUUGUCAUCUACCAAACAAGCCGUUCUCCUUUUACGAUGAACCUUUCCCCUUUUCUUUAAAACGUCAUUCCUUUUUCUAUUGACCCAUUCCUUGUUUUUUUCGUAUACCAUCAGGAAACCCACUUCUGUUCUCACAAACCAUCCCUUCUUUCUCUAAUCCCAACCCCAUCCUAAAUCUGUAUAUGCUACUACUACUGUUUUGAACUCUAUAGUACACAUAAUCCAUGGGACAACCGGGCAGUAACAAAUCAACCUUUCAACCCCAAUGAACCUACCACUCCAAAUGCCAAAUAAUAGGUAUACGCCUAAAGUCACGAGAAACGGCAAGUGUUCAAGCCUAUUUGCUACUGUAAUGACUUUGUAAUGACUGAAUGGUCACAUAUAAUGCCACUAUGGGGUCGGCACAUACAACACAACUAUGGGAUGGGCACAUACCCUGCAUCGUUACUAUGGGUUAGGUUUAUACACAGCUGCCAUUGAAUUGGCUACCAAGGAAUGGAUCAAGACACCACCUCUCCCUGCCACCUUCCAUGCCUCCCACAACCCCUGUCGACUGUUCUGAGUGCAGUAAAUGCUAGUGCCUUUGCUGUAUUGUGUAACUGGAUAUUGAUUGUACUGCUGUACGUUACCAAUGGGGCCUGAGGAUAGUCAGGCACUCUAUUUAUUAUUGUCGACUCAAAUCAAUCAUAUUUUUCUAUGUCGGGGACAAAGUGCUUUAAAUAAAUAUGCCCUUUUUCAACCA